Molecule: messenger RNA, 1958 nt
Organism: Pipra filicauda (Wire-tailed manakin)
Lineage: Eukaryota; Metazoa; Chordata; Aves; Passeriformes; Pipridae
Gene: SLC39A8
Product: solute carrier family 39 member 8
Exons: 8
Coding region: 1-1296 (431 amino acids)
Biological process (GO): zinc ion import across plasma membrane; intracellular zinc ion homeostasis
Cellular component (GO): membrane
Molecular function (GO): zinc ion transmembrane transporter activity
Source: RefSeq, a predicted model, not a curated record
AUGCAGCAGGAACUGCAGCCUGUGGAGAGUGUCCACACAGGACGAGGUUUGCUGGCAGGAGCUGUGAUCCAUGGUGGACUCACACUGAAGCAGUUCAUCCCUAAAGGACUGUGCAUUGUGGAAAGUUGUUUGACUGGUGAAGAAAUUUUUUCUUUGCAUGGGAUACCGAACAACAGUCACAUAUCAAAUUCCAACUUCUCUACAAUAUGUCCCGCUGUUUUGCAACAGCUAAUUUUUCACCCAUGUGAUCAUCAGGAAAACUUUGAGGAUACGUCUAAACCACAUUCUUUACAAGUUUGGGGAUUUGGGUUCCUGACUGUGACCAUCAUUAACUUGGCAUCGCUUCUGGGAUUGAUUUUAACUCCUCUCUUAAAGAAGUCGUAUUUCCCCAAGGUUUUAACUUACUUUGUGGGCUUGGCCAUUGGUACUCUCUUUUCUAAUGCAAUUUUCCAGCUCAUUCCAGAGGCGUUUGGGUUUGACCCGAAAGUAGAUAACUAUGUUGAGAAGGCAGUUGCUGUGUUUGGUGGAUUCUAUAUUCUCUUUUUUGUGGAAAGGAUUCUUAAAGUGAUAUUAAAGAUCUAUCACCAGACUGGCCAUAAUUACUUCGAAAAUGGUGAAGAGAAUCGUUCUCAGGAUAAGACUAACCCACCCAAACCACUGUCAUCCAGCAAUGGGGGGGCGUGUUACGCAAAUUCAGCCGUCAUAGAGAGCAAUGGAAAUCUUGGUUUUGACAGCAUCAGUGUGGUCUCAGCACAGGAAGAAGCCACCCAAAGCAGCUUAUGCAAGUGUCUUAAUGGGCGUCCACUGUCAAAGAUUGGGACCAUUGCUUGGAUGGUAACACUGAGUGACGCCGUACAUAAUUUCAUAGAUGGUUUGGCUAUUGGUGCUUCUUUCACUCUGUCUCUGCUUCAAGGGCUUAGUACCUCCAUAGCCAUCCUGUGUGAAGAGUUUCCUCAUGAAUUAGGGGAUUUUGUCAUCUUGCUUAAUUCAGGAAUGAGUACUCGACAGGCUCUGUUUUUCAAUUUUCUGUCUGCAUGUUCUUGUUACAUUGGAUUGGCUUUUGGUAUAUUAGUAGGCAACAACUUUGCUCCCAACAUCAUCUUUGCUGUAGCUGGUGGAAUGUUUCUGUACAUCUCUCUGGCAGAUAUGUUCCCAGAGAUGAAUGAUAUGCUGCGGGAGAAAGUGACAGGAAGAAAGAUGGAUCUUACAUUCUUCCUUAUUCAGAAUGCUGGUUUGCUAACGGGGUUUACUGCUAUACUGAUGAUCACCUUGUAUGCAGGAAAUAUUGAGCUGUGAUAAUGCAAGUGAAAAUGGAAUCAUUACUGAAGACAUGAAGUAAAUUGCAAAUGGAAGACACUUGAAAUCCAUAAAGGGACAUUCAUUAGUGACAAGUCCCAUCCUAUCCCUCUUGCUCCAAAUACAGGAAGUUCUUCUUUAGGACUUGCAGUCAAUCCAAAUAGCAGGAGCUGUCAACUUCUGUACAAUGCCAAAAAAAUGCUAGUAUUUUUAUUUCUACUUAAAAUUAUCAGACAUAUCUGGACUGUCACAGAGAAAGGAUGUUACUUGGCCAGUAGAAUUAUGUAAUACAUGCAACUCAGGACCAACUGAAAGCUGAGGUGUACAAGGAAGAUGUGUAUUUAAAAGAAAAUAAUAGAGUUUCAUAUCCUUUUUUAACAGUGAUGAAGGCAAGCAAUUUUCAGUUUUCAUGACUUUAGUGUAGAAUUUGUCUGUGUAACAUCCCCUUUCCCCAUCCAAAAAAAAAAAAAAAUCAAAUUACUUCAGAGUAGGUACUAAUGAAGCUAAGAUUUUUAAUUACUACUAAUUAACACUGGAAGGAAAGAUACCAGUUCCUGCUUUUGAUCUUCUCUCUUUAUAAGUGCACUAGGGAAUUGUUGAUUUAUUUUGAGAACCACUUUUUUUAAUUAGAGGGAACCUGUGUUAAAUUUAUGACUUUUAUC